GAUGCUCCAAUCACGGAGCGGUAACGGCACACUCUCAUUUGCACAGCCAUGUUAUAAAGCAGGGCCCGGCCAUGGGGCGGUAUCCUGACCCAGUGUUCCCUCCUGCCGUCAAACUGACGCCACACACACGAGAAAAUGCCUGAUCCUGCAAAAUCAGCCCCUGCGCCAAAGAAGGGCUCCAAAAAGGCCGUCACCAAAACCCAAAAGAAAGGAGACAAAAAGCGCCGCAAGACCAGGAAAGAAAGCUACGCCAUCUAUGUGUACAAGGUGCUGAAGCAGGUGCACCCAGACACGGGGAUCUCCUCCAAGGCCAUGGGCAUUAUGAACUCGUUUGUCAACGACAUCUUCGAGCGCAUCGCCGGGGAAGCGUCGCGCCUGGCGCACUACAACAAGAGAUCCACCAUCACCUCCAGGGAGAUCCAGACCGCCGUGCGUCUGCUCCUGCCCGGCGAGCUGGCCAAGCACGCCGUGUCCGAGGGCACCAAGGCCGUGACCAAGUACACCAGCUCGAAAUAAGAGACGUACAGACACGAAGGGGGGGAAGGCACAAGUCACCAAAUCACCACCGAGACGCUGCGUGAACCCCCUUCACCGUGUCGGCUGGUUACUGAACCCAAACUGCGUCUGUGAUGUUUGCGCCGUGGUGGAGAGGAUGAAUGUUGGAUUCACUGGAACUGAAGCCUGCCAUUUUGUUUUAACCUGGAGCUGUGUCACGUUUUUAACAAGUCAUUAAAAUAAAAAGUCAGAACCAGUGUAAGUCUGUGCUCUGCAGGCUCCGUUUGCUUUGCGCCAUUGUGAUACUGAUUUGUUACAUAUGCACCUUAACAGACUCUAACUGUAUGUGAUGGCACAGUCAGAUGUUGUGAGAUUAAAGCUGUGACUUCUGCCUGA
Larimichthys crocea (large yellow croaker) is the source of this 891-nucleotide messenger RNA. RefSeq names its product histone 2, H2, like (gene hist2h2l). Lineage: Eukaryota; Metazoa; Chordata; Actinopteri; Sciaenidae. Gene Ontology annotation, cellular component: nucleosome. Gene Ontology annotation, molecular function: DNA binding; structural constituent of chromatin; protein heterodimerization activity. Bases 136 to 516 code for a protein of 126 amino acids. The record is from RefSeq and is a predicted model, not a curated record. The transcript has a single exon.